Molecule: messenger RNA, 2853 nt
Organism: Thelazia callipaeda (thelaziosis nematode)
Lineage: Eukaryota; Metazoa; Nematoda; Chromadorea; Rhabditida; Thelaziidae
Source: the annotation of a GenBank genome assembly
CAGAAAUCACAAUAUGAUCAUGGUAUUUCAGAAAAUGAGAUUGAAAAUGAUCUUUCUUUUGAUUGCAAUUUACCAUAUAAAUUCGCUCGUUCAAAACUCUAUUUGUGGUUGGCUAAAGCUAUACUUGUGGAAAAUUCUGGUUGGCUGGAAAAUGGGUUUGAGAAAAGUUUUCUCACAUGUCGUUUAGUUUUACUCUGGCAGUAUUUACUGAAAGACCCAGCAAUUCAGUUGAAGAAAAUUUUGAAUACUUUGGUUGACAUCGAGAUUGACUCUACCACUAAGGCAAUAGCAGCGGAGGCGUACAUUGAACGAAUGUAUGCACAUUUAAUGUAUGGUCAAGUGCGUGAAGCUAAAAAUUGUUUGGAAAGUGCUAUGAAUAUAAUUCAAAUUAAAGUGGAAAUGGUCGGAGCUAUGGGUAGACGCACAAAGUUCCAAACUGUUUUACCACAACUUAUUGCUGUAGUUAAAGAAAACGGUGAUCUAAAUCAAGAUGCAGAAGAAAAUGAAAGUGUUUUGCCUCGUUCUAUAUUGCUUUCUGACGAUUCUUUGUUGGAAACUGUGAGUAUUGACAGCUGUGAUCCUUCUGUCACAAAUGGAAAAUUUUCUUCUCUUAGUUUAGCAUGUGUGUUGGCUUCUUGUGCACUUGAACAAAAAAUUCAAAGCACUGAUGACACUGUGAUUGAAAAAUGUUGCUCAUAUCUCAAUGAGGUAAUAGCUCAACGCAGAAAUUGGGCACUUCAAGCUAGUGCACUAUUACAACGCUCGGAAUUCGAAAAAACUCGCUCGCGUCGUGUACAACGUGCAUGUAUGCAAUUAGAAUUACUUUCAGAGUUAAUGGUUGGCACUGAAGAUGAGGUCGAUGAUGAUAUUUCCAAAAAACGCUUGUUGCUGCUGUUAGCUAGUGGUCUGAAACCAUUUUGGUAUGUUCAGUCUGCUCAUGCUGAGCUUCUCUGUUCCAUUGGAUGUACUUCAGAAGCCUUAGCAAUUUAUGAAAAGCAAGAGAAUUGGAACCUUGUUAUCCAAUGUUAUCAGUCUCUUGGACAGCUGGAAAAAGCGGAGCGACUGGUUCGUGAUCUACUUGCAAAGGAUAAUACGAGACCAGCUUACUGGUGUCUUCUAGGAGAUAUACUUCAUGAUGAAAAUGCUUAUGAGAAAGCUAUUGAGGUUUCAAAUGGACGCUCAUUCCAAGCUCAUCGAUCACUUGGAAUGCUUAUGCUUCAUCGUAACAUUUAUGAUAAGUCAUUUACACAUUUAAAACGAAGUCUAGAGAUCCAGCCUAUAAAUGCAAAUGUGUGGUUCAAUUUGGGUUGUUGUGCUUCUAAGCUUGAAAAAUGGGAGGAAAGUGCCAAAGCAAAUCGUGAAUGUGUGCGUUAUGAGCCUGCUCAUUUCCAAGCUUGGAAUAAUCUUGCUGUUGCAUAUGAACGACUUAAUGAUCUAGAAAAGGCUAAAAGACUUUUAAAGGAAGCUCUGAAAUUAAAUUUUGAUAGUCCGAAGCUGCGAGAAAAUUACAUGGUUCUCUGCGUUCGAACACAUGAUAUUUCAUCAGCAAUCACUUCUUAUCAUGUUUUAUUGGAUUCUAAUAAGCAAUACAAAGAUGAAAUGAUUCUUAUAUCAAUCACCAAGAUGUUACUUGCACUCAAAGAGGAGGAUGAGUAUUCUACAAAAUCUUUAAUUGAUGAGAUGUGUGGACUGUUGGACAAAAUAAGUUCGCAGCAAACUUGCUCAUCAGUGAUUUGGGAAUGUUAUGCAGACUUGAAACAACCAAAUUUGAAAUCAAAUAUUGCUGAUUAUGAAGUUUAUGGAAAGUUAUUGGAACGCUCUUUCAGGAGCUGUUAUAAUAAAAAGGACUGGUAUAAAAAUGAAGCUUCUUGUCUUUCUGUCUUGAAGUCGGCCAAGAAACUGCUGCAAUCUAUGGAAGUGCUGUCAAAAAUGAAAAAUGGAGAAAAAUCUACUAUAAAACUCAACAUCCGAAUGACUAUUCAACCAGUUAUUUCAUCUAUCGAAAAAUCAUUUGGUAUAGAUGCUGUGGAGAGUUCUCAUUGUGACUUAAAAAAACUUGUAGCCGAAGUCAAGAAUUUUACAGAGACAAUUAUGUCGUCUAAUGAACAGGCACCAACAACCUCGAUUACUUCUGCAACAUUAGUUACGGCUUUACCAAUCACAGUACAGGCUGCUUCAAAUAACUCAGCUGCCUAUGCUAAUUUGUCAGUGGGUGAGCUGCUGCAAAAGCAUCGCAUAGCUACAGUGCCAUCGAGGAAUGCGGCACUACCUUCAAUAACAGGAAAUCGAUUUCCAAUAAAACCAUUUUCGCAGCAUUCUUGUGCAGAAAGUACUCUGUCGCAACCUUCAGCUUUCUUACAAAAUGGAACUGACGAAGAUACUUCACCAAAUUUAGAAAAGAAACCGAUUUUCUCUGAAACAGCCAGUGUAGAAGCCUUUUCUGCGCAGAUGCUUCAUCUUCAGCCGAAUCAAGUAACAGCAUCUUCGGAAACAUCAUUAAUUUCAUCUUCACAUUUGGAUGAUCUCAUACGACAGAUUGAUCCUACCUCAGUUCUAGAUGAUUCUGUGAAAGUCAUGCUGAGUGAUUUUGUCGAGGAUUUUGUCGAUCAGGCAUUUUUGUUAUUGAUCGCUGUAAUUGAUCGAUCUUGUAAGCUUGCUCGACAUCGUGGUUCUGAAAAACUUGAAACAAAGGACGUCGAAUUUGUUCUGCGACGAUACUUCAACUGUUCUACUUUUCCAUCAUGCGGUUCUGAAAUAAGAUCAAAUGGUUUAGAGAACAUUCGUAAAAGUGCCGAUGUGUUGGCACAUAAACAGCGAAUGGCUUUGAUUAAGAAAACUCUCAAAAAACCUUGA